AUCCAGUGCGCGGGGCGGCACCGGUCGCUCGGCGUCAAGACGUCGUUCACGCGGAGCCUGACCAUGGACAACUGGACCGAGGCGAACCUGCUGGCCAUGCUCCUCGGCGGGAACCGCCAGCUGCGGAGCUUCUUCAAGCGCCAGAAGAUCGAGAACUCCGAGGUCGAGGUGCUCUACCGGACCAAGCAGGCGACGUACUACCGCGAGCAGCUC
This is a messenger RNA of Aureococcus anophagefferens, 213 nucleotides long. RefSeq lists its product as hypothetical. The record is from RefSeq and is a predicted model, not a curated record. Gene Ontology annotation, molecular function: GTPase activator activity. The transcript has a single exon. Lineage: Eukaryota; Pelagophyceae; Pelagomonadales; Pelagomonadaceae. Gene Ontology annotation, biological process: COPI coating of Golgi vesicle. The annotation marks the transcript as partial.